GAUUUUCAAAACUUAAAUAAAUGUAACAAAAUCGAGCCAUAUAAUAAUGAAAACGAUAUAAAAUGUGAGAUUAGGCCGAAAAUAGGAACGAACCCCAUUAUCGACUGAUAGCUGUUACUUCACUAGCACUUUAAUGGAAAACCUAACAUCUUGUUUCGAAAUAGUUUUAACAACUAUAGCUGCAUCGAAUCGCUUGAACCCAUGACUAUUGAUAUUAUUUUCUAUUACAUUCAUUUGCAAUGGUACAUUUGAUGUGAAUAAUAGCAAAUAGUUAUAAUUUUGAUAUAAAUGCCAGAUAAAUUUGAAAAAGUACCGUUAACUUGUACAGAAACUUAAAAACAUAACAACGUCAAAAAUGAAAUCUUUUAUCUUUUUUGCUAUAUUAGCCAUUGCUAUUGCCAGCAUAUUGUCCUGUAAACCCGAAGGCAACAAUAAGCCUGAAUGUACCGACGAAAAUGUAAAUGCAUCCGUUCGUAACUUUUGGGAUCCCACUCACUAUUGGUUGUGUAAAAGUGCUGGUUCCGAUGCUGAAUCUGUAAAAUGUCCCGAUGCUCAAGGUUUCGAUUCAGAUAAGGGUACUUGUGUACCCUUCAAAGAAUGGAAAUGGACUGAUCCUUGCCCACCUGAUGCAAAGGAAUAAAAAAAUCUUUGGUAAUCUAAAACUAUGGAAAGUGGAAACUUAAAUUUAAUAAAAUUAAUUUUUUUGAUUGAAA
Messenger RNA from Lucilia sericata (common green bottle fly), 713 nucleotides. RefSeq lists its product as uncharacterized. The record is from RefSeq and is a predicted model, not a curated record. NCBI's taxonomy places the organism in Eukaryota, Metazoa, Arthropoda, Insecta, Diptera, Calliphoridae. Gene Ontology annotation, molecular function: chitin binding. The coding region runs from base 356 to 640 and encodes 94 amino acids. The transcript is spliced from 2 exons.